This is a messenger RNA of Nilaparvata lugens (brown planthopper), 6552 nucleotides long. Its product is annotated as kinesin-like protein KIF21A. The record is from RefSeq and is a predicted model, not a curated record. The transcript has 29 exons. Bases 275 to 5839 code for a protein of 1854 amino acids. Gene Ontology annotation, biological process: mitotic spindle organization; microtubule-based movement. Gene Ontology annotation, molecular function: microtubule motor activity; microtubule binding; ATP binding. NCBI's taxonomy places the organism in Eukaryota, Metazoa, Arthropoda, Insecta, Hemiptera, Delphacidae.
UUCUUCAGUUUGCAGUUUCAGCAGUCAACAGUGAAGCAAUAUACGGAGUACCGAGUACGUCAACUUCAAUGAAUUAUUGUGUGUUUCCAAAGUUCAAUUUUUAAGUUAGUGUUUUGUAUGUGCGUGAAAUAACUCAAUUACUAGAAAUUGUCAAUAAUCAACUUAUUAGUUCAUGAGAAAUUGAUGAGUGUCUUUAGAUCGUUUCGAUACGUGCUAUGAUAAUUAUUUGUCAGGUUAUGUCCGUUUGUAGUUCCUUAUAGCGUACCAGUUCAUCAUGUCAGAUGAAGAGUCUUCUGUGCGAGUUGCAGUUAGGAUUCGACCGCAGGUUGCGCGGGAGCUGAUCGACAAAUGCCGCGUGUGCACGUCGGUGACGGCCGGCGAGCCGCAGGUCACCCUGGGCUCGGACCGCUCGUUCACCUACGACCACGUGUUCGACAUGCAUCACGACCAGCAAGCCGUCUACGAGUCGUGCGCCCAAGCUCUCGUCAACGGCUCGCUGCAGGGAUACAACGCAACGCUGCUCGCCUACGGACAGACUGGUUCUGGGAAGACGUACACGAUGGGAACAGGGUUCGAUGUGUCGGUGAACGAGGAGCAGGUCGGCAUCAUUCCAAGGGCCAUCAACCAAAUAUUCUCCGGCAUAAAUGAGCUGAGCUUGAAGGCAAAAGAAGCCGGCGAAACGCCUCCCCAGUUCAAAGUGGCUGCUCAAUUUCUUGAACUCUACAAUGAGGAAAUCAUCGAUCUUUUUGACCCGGCGCAAGACUACACCAAAGGUAAGACGGGCAUUAGGAUCCACGAGGACUCGUCGCACUCGAUCUACGUGACAGGCAUCACGUCUCGCACGGUGCACUCGGCCGAGGAGGCGUUGGCGUGCCUGCGUCAGGGCGCCCUGUCACGCACCACCGCCUCCACACACAUGAACUCCCAGUCCUCACGCAGCCACGCCAUAUUCACGCUGCACAUACGGCAGCAGCGCAUCGCAAAGGUGGAAGCGGACGAGACAGAGGACGACAAUGACGUGAUCAGCAGCAGUGGUCGCUCCACGAUGGAGUCGAGCUGCGACAGUUCGCAGCAGGAGUUUGUGACGCUGAGCGCCAAGUUCCACUUUGUCGACCUGGCCGGGUCGGAGCGACUGAAGCGGACCGGUGCGACCGGCGACCGUGCCAAGGAGGGCAUCUCCAUAAACUGCGGCCUACUGGCGCUGGGCAACGUCAUCUCGGCCCUCGGUGACAAGACCAAGCGGGCGCUGCAUGUGCCUUACAGAGACUCCAAGCUCACGCGAUUGCUGCAAGACUCGCUUGGAGGUAACAGUCGGACUGUGAUGAUAGCGUGUGUAUCUCCAAGUGAUAGAGAUUUUAUGGAGACACUAACACUUUACAAUAUGCAAAUAGAGCAAGAAAUAUACAAAACAAGCGGCAUAAUAGCGACUAAAUGGGAGGUGGUGGGGAAUCGAGGGACUUUGACAGAGCGUUUCCCUCUCCACCAGCCGCCAAGAUCAGAACCGUCCGUUUACACGUGGCCCACCAUAUACGGUAAGACGGGCAUCAGGAUCCACGAGGACUCGUCGCACUCGAUCUACGUGACAGGCAUCACGUCUCGCACGGUGCACUCGGCCGAGGAGGCGUUGGCGUGCCUGCGUCAGGGCGCCCUGUCACGCACCACCGCCUCCACACACAUGAACUCCCAGUCCUCACGCAGCCACGCCAUAUUCACGCUGCACAUACGGCAGCAGCGCAUCGCAAAGGUGGAAGCGGACGAGACAGAGGACGACAAUGACGUGAUUAGCAGCAGCGGUCGCUCCACGAUGGAGUCGAGCUGCGACAGUUCGCAGCAGGAGUUCGUGACGCUGAGCGCCAAGUUCCACUUUGUCGACCUGGCCGGGUCGGAGCGACUGAAGCGGACCGGUGCGACCGGCGACCGUGCCAAGGAGGGCAUCUCCAUAAACUGCGGCCUACUGGCGCUGGGCAACGUCAUCUCGGCCCUCGGUGACAAGACCAAGCGGGCGCUGCAUGUGCCUUACAGAGACUCCAAGCUCACGCGAUUGCUGCAAGACUCGCUUGGAGGUAACAGUCGGACUGUGAUGAUAGCGUGUGUAUCUCCAAGUGAUAGAGAUUUUAUGGAGACACUCAACACUUUACAAUAUGCAAAUAGAGCAAGAAAUAUACAAAACAAGGUGAUAUUAAAUCAAGAUAAGUCUUCCAGAACAAUAUCGCUUCUAAGGCAUGAGAUUCAAAAACUACAGGUGGAACUCAUGGAAUAUAAACAGGGUAAGAGAAUCGUAGGAGAAGAUGGUAUGGAGGCAGUGAACGAUAUGUUCCACGAAAACACCAUGCUUCAAAAUGAACUGAGUAAUUUUAGGGCACGAAUGAAAGCAAUGCAGGAAACUAUAGAUGCGCUCACUAUGGAAAACACCCGCCUUCUCGCUGAAAAAGCAACUGGUGCCUGGCUCAAUUCAGAGCAAGGAAAUGAAGGCGACAUGACUGAAAUGGUUCAAAAGUACCUGAGUGAAAUCGUUGAACUGAGAGCUAAGUUGUUAGAGUCCGAAGCAAUGUGUCAGCAGCUUAGGAAGCAUCCUCCUGCUAUGGCCAGACGAGCGUCGCUGUUGCAGCAGUCAGUGUUCGAGGGCGGAGACAGCAGCAGCACGCAGAACAUCGACUCGCUGCUAGAGCAGGCAAAGCGGGAGGUGGAGAAAGAGAGGGAGGCGCUAGUAGCCCGUGGCAAGGAGGCGCUGACGUCAUCCACCGACAGCAAGAAGUCGGACUCUGAUGGAUCCGACUCGGAGUCGGACAGCGACUCUGAGUCGGACAGUGUGGGCAAGGACGAAGAGUACACGGCCGAGUUGGCCGAGCUCACCUCCAACAUCAACGUCAAGCAGAAACUGAUCGAGGAGCUGGAGAAGUCGCAGAAGCGGCUGCACAGCUUGAAGCAGCACUACGAGGACAAGCUGCUGCAGCUGCAGGCCAGGAUAAGGGCCACCGAGGAGGAGCGUGACACCGUUCUCGCCUCUUUCAGUGGACAAAACAAUCAGCCGACAGAAAAGGUGCGCAGAGUCCGUGAGGAAUAUGAGAAGAAACUGAAUAAUAUGCAGAAGGAAGUGAGAUCAUUGCAGACUGCCAAGAAGGAGCAUGCCAAAAUGCUCAGGCAUCAGUCUCAGUAUGAGAGCCAAAUCCGACAAUUGAAGAAUGAAGUCAGUGAAAUGAAAAGGAUAAAGGUGAAAUUGAUAAACAAAAUGAAGGAAGAAACAGCCAAACAUAAGGAGACUGAGUCUAGGAGGACAAGAGAAAUUGCUCAACUUCGAAAGGAGAGGAGAAAGCAUGAAAAUGUUAUCCGUUCCCUUGAAGCUGAGAAGCGUGCCAAAGAUGUUGUCUUGAAGAGAAAACAGGAAGAGGUUUCGGCGCUGCGAAGGGUGGCGCACCACGGGAAACUCAGCAACCGGGCGGCGGGGAGAGUGCGCUCCACCAAGAUGGCCGCUUCAUCACCAAAGAUCGCCAAGCAGAAGUGGACGGCGCUCGAGAAGAACAUCUCCACCAACACACUCAACAAACAGUCCAUUGUCGCCUUGGAGAGAGAUAUGGAAAGACUGAUUAACGAACGAAAAGCUCGUCAUUUAGAACUAGAAAGUAAAUUACGAAGGCUGAACGAUCUCCAGGUUUCCCAUCCCCGGGAAUAUCAGCUCCACGCCGAUCUGGAGGAAGAAAUAGAAUCUCUAAGAGCAAACCUACAAUACAUCCAAGAGAGCAUUCAGGAUUCACAGCAGAACAUAUUGCAGGUCGAAGAAUCCAAGAAUGUUUACGAUGAAGCGGAGCUUGUGUCUGGAAUAAACGAUUUAGCUGAAGCAUCGUAUAUCAUUGGAAAGUUGUACAACAUCGCUCUACACCACAGCUGUUCCGCCGCCCAGAAAGAUGCCGUUCAUUCAGAACUUCAAGCCAAAUAUCAGCAGCUGGAAAGGGAAGCUGAAACGCAAAGAACGCUGUUGGAGCACAUUGUAGGAAAGCAGGGAGAUCUGCUAACAGGAUCCGUUCAAGUCGAAAGCACUCCUUCGUCAGAUUCUUCCAGGUCUAACUCUCCAACCGCCGCCGAUACUAUCAAUGGCAACGGCUUUGGUAUGACUGGCAGCAUGACUGGUAGCAUGACUGGUAGCAUGACGAGGUCGCAGGAAGGAGGCACCAAGUACCGGAAGCACACAGCCAUGGCAGAGGAGAUGCUGUAUGCGAACAGCGGGGGUGGCCUCAAGCAACACCCCACAUCGGCCCCCCUCACCCUCCUGCCCCCCGAACUCAUGCCUCCGCCCACCCGUGCGCUGACCCGUGUGCCCAGUGCUCCAACCUCUCUCAAGAACCUGAGCGUCCGCCAACAGGAGCCUCCCACCUCACCGUCGCCGGUGCUCGCUCGCAAGACUGCCGCCUUCGGUCGCCAGGACUCCACCUCUCCGCGCAUGAUGCGCCGCGCCACCUAUAUCCUCCCCAACAAUCCCCUCUCCGGGAAACAUGGCUCCAUGGAACAAGGGCUUGACGUGAGUCCCCCCAACUCCCCUCCCGUGUACCGUCGCACCACCUCUCGUGAGGAGAAUGUGUUCUCACGCCUCACGUCUGGCACCACCCAGGGCAGCGACCACCACACCGGCAAUGGCGUCAUCACACACUACCAGGGAAAGGUGAGUGUGAAGGCUCCGCUGAUCUGCAGCCAAGUGGCGGAGGGACAUUCGCGUGCGGUGGUGGCAGUAGAGGCGACAGACGAACUCCUGUUCAGUGCAUCGCGCGACCGCACGGUCAAAGUGUGGGACCUGGGCGAGGGCAAGGAGCUCCACACGCUUGCCGGCCACCCGAACACAGUUGUCGCCGUCAAGUACGACGCAGACACGCAGCUGCUUUACUGCGCGUCGUCCGCCUACAUUCGCGUCUGGGAUCUCCGCGCGGCCAACUGUGUUCGAACGCUCAGGUACAUAGAAAUCCUUGAAAAGUACAGGUGGCCAUGUCACAUUUAUGGAUUACAACUUGUUAACCUCAUCACAAUGAUAAUGGCUGCUACUACAGCCAAAGUGAAGAUGGGAAAUAGGCUGAGCAGCAGCUUUCAUUUUAAUGCUGGUGUAAAGCAGGGUGAUGGGCUCUCAGCAGUACUGUUCGACAUUGCUCUCCAGAAAGCUAUUGAAAGGGUGGAUCAGAGAGGUACCAUAUUCAACAAGAUGCAUCAAUACGCUUCAUUAAGGCAGAUGUUUUACAGCGCCGCUGGUGAUAAAGUUCGAGUCUGGGAUAUUAGAAGGUUUUCUGUGAUAGGCAAGCUGAGUGGCGGGCACCAGGCUCCGGUGAUGUGCAUCGCUGUCGGCGAGACCAGUGUCGAUGAGGACAUCGUCGUCACUGGAUCCAAAGAUCAUUACAUCAAGGUAUUUGAUGUGGCGCAUAACGCUGGUGGGGUGUUCUCUCCGAGAGCGAACCUGGAGCCGCCCCACUACGACGGAAUCCAGUCGCUGGCGAUACGAGGCGACAUCCUCUUCUCUGGCUCUCGCGACUCCAUCAUCAAAAAGUGGGAUCUUGAGAAACAAGAAAUGAUCACGUCGGUGAGCAACGCGCACAAGGACUGGGUGUGUGGACUGGCGUUCGUCCCUGAUCAGCCACUGCUGCUGUCCGUGUGCCGCGGAGGCAUCCUCAAGCUGUGGUCGGCCGACUCCUGCUCGCUGCUCGGCGAGAUGAAGGCCCACGACUCGCCCAUCAACGCCAUCACCACCAACACGCAUCACGUCUUCACCGCAUCCAAUUGUGGGGAUGUGAAGAUUUGGCGCCUUCCUCACGGAUCUUCGAUAAUGACCAUGUCCACUGGAAGGGUCUUCGAACUCUCUGUCUAACCCAAUUUCUUCAGCUAUCUUUCUCAAUCUACAUGUUUCUACGACAUUAUUGUAGCAGUAAUUAGUAGUAUUGAUGAUUAGAAAUUAUACUUUAAUAAUACUAUUGAUGAAAUCAAAGUUUAUUGUUUAACAACUAAAAAUGCUAAAUCAAAAUCACUAACUGUACAUUUAAGAGUAAACUGUUCAUCUGAAGGCUAUGUUAAGAAAUCGAUUUGAAAAGAAUUAAAAAUAAGAAGAUUAAAAAAACGUCACUGAAUAAAUUCAAUAUGAGAAAAGUAUGUUUGUGCUUUUGUUGUUAAAAAAGUAACUGCUCUAAAUUGCAUAAUGGAUCUGAAAAUGAUUGGAAAUUCAAUAGGACGUUGAUAAAAUAAUUACGAAAUCAGAUCAUAUUAUCUAAAAAGUAGUAAUCUAAGAGAAAAUUAUGGCGGUACUUAUCAGAUAAUUUGAAGUUUAGUAUUGUUACUACAAGUCAAUUUGUGAAUCAAAACUUGAACCAUAUCUAACACUGGGCAAGCUACAGUAAUAUACUUAUAUAGAUACAGUAUUAAUAAUUUAUUAAUCUGAUUUCUAAGUUUGGAAUGUUAUUUUUCAUAAUAGGAGUUAAUAAUAAUAUUCGUAUGACUUUUAUUGGUGGGGAGUUCCUGACGGAAGUUCCACCUCGCCUGAAUAUAUAACUUUUAAGCCGUCAAUGGGCCUUACGACUGUUAUACUAC